UCGAAUUCAAAUUGGAAAAUCGAGCAGAACAGCGCGAGACAUUGGCGAGUGCGGAGUCCGGAGUGCAAAGUGCGCUGUCAGAAGCGGUUGGGAAUUACAACAAGUCCAAGAAAAAAAGGGAAAAAUUAAAAGUGCAAAAUGCAAACAAGUGCAGCCAAGCAGCUGCGCCUGGAGUAAAAGUGGAGUCGGAAGCAACUCACCAAGCGGCCACUUGAGCUGCCCGAGCAACCCCCACACACCCACGCACACACAAGGAGCACACACACACAGACACACAGCCACACAGCAACCCCCAUUUGUUCUAUAUGAUUAUCGUGUUGUUGCUGCUGUUCCAAUCGCUGUGCCUCUACUGCCAACGCCUGGUGCUGCACGUCCACGACAGAUGCUUUCCGCGGAACGCCCGCUUGCUGCAGGAGUCCGCCGAAACGGUGGGCGAUCGUAAGGCGCUGCAGCACCUGGAGCACCUGCAGCUGGAGCAGAGCCGACGGCGCCACAAGCGUCGCAUACUGGAGCCCAUUCUGCCGCUGGGCGCGGGGCUCAAUCUGGAAGCGUGCCGCUUCUGUGCGCACAGUCCGCAGGGCUAUUGUCGGCAUCAUUUCCAUCUGCAGCUGCAUACGCAGCGGCGCAACGGCGGCGGCGCCGGCGGCACUGGCAGCGGCGGCGACCAGGACUUCAAGCAACUGCGCAGGAUCAGGCGUGAGCUGAAGCGCAGUCUCGAGCCAAGAAGCAGCCAUCGCAUCAUCAAUUAUCUACCAUACAGUCGCAGCACGAGCUCGCUGAGCAGCGGCUACGGCUCUCAGGCAACUUUACAGGAGGAGCUGGAGGAGACGUCCAGCUAUCUGGUAGAGGGGCUGGAGGAGACGUCCAGCUAUCUGGAAGAGCAGCAGCAGCAGCAGCGGGAAGAAACGUGCAGCAGCUAUCUGCAGGAGCUGCAGGAGGACGUGCAGCAGGAAGUGCAGGUGGAACAACUUUUGAUAACCAGCCAUCUCUAGAGCAGUAGCAGGAGCAGAUCUGUAGCAGCUAUUAGAAAGAGCAGUAGUAAGAGAAGGAGCUGACGUAUAGUAGCUAUCUGGAGGAGCAGGAGGAGGCACAA
Drosophila virilis is the source of this 1093-nucleotide messenger RNA. RefSeq lists its product as uncharacterized. The record is from RefSeq and is a predicted model, not a curated record. Lineage: Eukaryota; Metazoa; Arthropoda; Insecta; Diptera; Drosophilidae.